GUUUGAGCAUUGGAAACAGAGGAACGCGUCGUCAUUUGUUGCCAAAUCUGUCUGCGCUCUUUACAUAUAUAUAUAUAUAUUACUCUCCUCCUCCCUUCCUCACUCAAAAUCACACAAAUUUUUACCUUUUUUACUUCUUCUCUCUGUCCAUUUCUUUCCUUGCACCAGGAGCUAUGAUUCGGCUUUUUAAAGUAAAGGAGAAGCAGAAAGAACUUGCUGAAAAUGCCAAUGGAGGGGUACCCAUCAAAAAGCAAACUGCUGGAGAAUUACGUCUUCAUAAGGAUAUUUCUGAGCUGAACCUGCCUAAAUCAUGCACCAUUUCAUUCCCCGAUGGCAAGGACAAUCUGAUGAAUUUUGAGGUUUCAAUCCGACCAGACGAAGGAUAUUAUUUAGGUGGCACAUUUCUGUUCUCUUUUCAAGUUUCUCCCAUCUAUCCACAUGAGGCACCGAAGGUUAAGUGCAAGACCAAGGUUUAUCAUCCUAACAUUGACUUGGAAGGAAAUGUCUGCCUCAACAUCUUGCGAGAAGACUGGAAACCUGUCCUCAAUAUAAACACUGUCAUAUAUGGAUUAUAUCAUCUUUUCACGGAACCAAAUUAUGAGGAUCCCCUUAAUCAUGAUGCUGCUGCAGUGUUGAGGGAUAACCCAAAAAUGUUCGAGUCUAAUGUGAGAAGAGCUAUGGCUGGAGGGUACGUGGGGCAAACCUUUUUUCCACGGUGUAUUUAGCUUUCGUUUGGCAGCGCAAAGUGCCAUUUCACUUAAGUUAUCCAUGCUUGAAUGCCUGUGGUUGUAAAAUUUAUCUGCAAUUUACAUUCUGUCGUCUUUUUCAAUUUUCUGUUUGGAGUUGGGGGCAUUAGUUCCUAGAAGUGCAACUUAAACAAAAACAUAAUUUGUAUGUUACUGUAACUCAUCUGAUGUGAUUUGUAUGUUAACAUGUUGUGACUAGGCUAGACUCUGUGUAUGGCUUAGAGAAUUACGCUUUGUCAGUCCUUAAUGUGCACACUUGUGCAUAGCAUGACACCUGGUUCUUACCAUACCUUUCGUGGUCUUGAAAUGAACAUCUGCUAUUCUUUCA
This is a messenger RNA of Hevea brasiliensis (rubber tree), 1074 nucleotides long. RefSeq names its product NEDD8-conjugating enzyme Ubc12. The record is from RefSeq and is a predicted model, not a curated record. Gene Ontology annotation, biological process: protein neddylation. The transcript has 6 exons. Lineage: Eukaryota; Viridiplantae; Streptophyta; Magnoliopsida; Malpighiales; Euphorbiaceae. Gene Ontology annotation, molecular function: NEDD8 transferase activity. The coding region runs from base 174 to 725 and encodes 183 amino acids. Gene Ontology annotation, cellular component: nucleus.